AUGAGGCUUUUCUUAGUCACCAUCCUGCUGGCUAUGUUCUCAGCGGCCUCCACAAAAAGCCCCAUAUUUGGUCCCCAGGAGGUGAGUAGUGUGGUAGGUAACUCGGUGUCCAUCACGUGCUACUACCCAGCCACCUCCGUCAACCGACACUCCCGGAAGUACUGGUGCCGGAAGGGAGCCAACAGCCUCUGCACAACCCUCAUCUCUUCAAACGGCUACGUCUCCAAGGAGUAUGCAGGCAGAGCCAACAUCAUCAACUUCCCAGAGAAUAACACGUUUGUGGUUAACAUUGCACAGCUCACCCAGGAUGACACUGGGAGCUACAAGUGUGGUCUGGGCACCAGUAACCGACCCCUGUUUUUUGACAUCAGCCUGGAGGUCAGCCAGGCUCCUGAGUUCCCAGAGGACACUCAUGUCUACACUGAAGACAUGGGCAGAAAUGUGACCUUCGACUGCCCUUUCCAAAAGGAGAACUCUCAUAGCAAGAAAUCCUUGUGUAAGAAGAUAGGUCAGACCUGUGAACUUGUCAUUGACUCUACUGGAAACGUGAACCCCAGCUAUAAGGACAGAGUAAAACUUUUCAUGAAAGGGACCAGCGGAGUAAUAUUCGGUGUCAGCAUUAAUCACCUAAGACUCAGUGAUGCUGGGCUGUAUGUUUGCCAGGCUGGGGAAGGGCCUAGUGCCAAUAGGAAGAAUGUUGACCUCCAGGUGCUAGAGCCUGAGCCAGAGCUGGUUUAUGCAGAUCUAAGAUCCUCAGUGACUCUUAACUGCGCUUUAGGCCGUGAGGUGGCAGAUAAAGCCAAAUAUCUGUGCCGGAUGAACAAGGAAACUUGUGAAGUGGUCAUCAACACCCUGGGGAAGAGGGAUCCAGCCUUUGACGGCAGGAUCCUGCUAACCCAAAAGGACAAUAAUGGCCAUUUCAGUGUGUUGAUCACAGGCCUGAGGAAGGAAGACGCAGGACACUACCUGUGUGGAGCCCACAGUUCUGGUCUGCCUCAAGAAGGCUGGCCCAUUCAGGCGUGGCAACUCUUUGUCAAUGAAGAGUCUACAAUUCCCCCUAGUCGCUCUGUGGUGAAGGGUGUCACAGGAGGCUCUGUGGCAGUGAUCUGUCCCUACAACCCCAAGGAAAGCAGCAGCCUCAAGUACUGGUGUCGCUGGGAAGGGGAUGGGAAUGGCCACUGCCCGAUUCUUGUGGAGAGCCAGGGGGUGGUGCAAGAAGACUAUGAGGGCCGCCUGGCCCUGUAUGAUCAGCCAGGCAAUGGCUCCUACACUGUCAUCCUCAACCAGCUCACCACCCGGGACGCCGGCUCCUACUGGUGUCUCACCAAUGGCGACUCUCGCUGGAGAACCACCAUAGAACUCCAGGUUGCUGAAGCUCCAGGGAAGCCCAACCUCGAGGUGACACCCCGGAACUCGACGGCUGUGCUGGGAGAGACCUUCACGCUCUCCUGCCACUAUCCCUGCAAACUCUACUCCCAUGAGAAGUACUGGUGCAAGUGGAGCAACAAGGGCUGCCAGGUCCUGCCUAGCCGCGACGAAGGGGCCCGCCAGUCCUCUGUGAGCUGUGACCCCAGCAACCAGCUCAUCUCCAUGACCCUGAACCCUGUCAAGAAGGAAGAUGAAGGCUGGUACUGGUGUGGGGUGAAGCAAGGCCAGACCUAUGGAGAAACUACAGCCAUCUACGUAGCGGUUGAAGAGAGGGCAGGGGGGUCACGCCAUGUCAACCCACCAGAUGCAAACGCACAUGCGGAUGUUGCUCCAGAAAAGGCAGUUGAAUCCAGUGUCAGUGAGAAUGAGAACAGAGCCGUUCUGAACCCCAAGCUUCUGGCAGAGGAAAGAGGGAUAGAGAGCGUGGGAGACCAAGCUCAGGAGAACAGAGCAUCUGUGGAUGCUGGCAGUGCUGACGUACCAAAGGGGAGCUCCAAAGUGCUGUUCGCCACCCUGGUGCCCCUGGGUCUGGUGCUGGCAGUGGGUGCUGUGGCUGUGUGGGUGGCAAGAGUCCGUCACCGGAAGAAUGUAGAUCGGAUGUCAAUCAGCAGCUACAGGACAGACAUUAGCAUGUCAGACUUCAAGAACUCCAGGGAUUUGGGAGGCAAUGACAACAUGGGAGCCUCUCCAGACAAUCAGGAGACAGUCCUGGAAAGAAAAGAUGAAAUCGUGACUACCACUGAGAUUGCCACAGAGCCAGAAGAAUCCAAGAAAGCAAAGCGGUCAUCCAAGGAGGAAGCUGACCUGGCCUACUCAGCAUUCCUGAUCCAAUCCAGCAACAUAGCUGCACAGGUCCACGAUGUUCCCAAGGAAGUCUAGACAGUGCUGACCGCCUACCCCUGCCUGUGACAAUCAACUCGAGAAUCACACUGAUCCACUCACAGCCUGCACUGUCUCCUGGGCUUUUCCCUCCUGACCUCAGAGGUGUGCUGGUCCCUUGCUCAGCCAUCAAAGCCUGGCCUCUCUGUGCCUGUUUGGAAGGUGUGAGGAGUUCCGACCUGCAGCUUUUCUCUGUUAAAAGAUUAAUUAAAGGUGGAAGUAAAGAGUCAAACCUGAGAGACAUUUCUGAGAGAAGAGGGUUCGGAGUUAGGGCUCACCUCAGGAGGGAGAGCCAUUUGCAGCCUCUUACACUGUACGAUGGGAUGUCAAUGUAACUCUUCUCUCCUCCACCUCUCCCGUCCUCCCUUCUCCAUUCAAAAGACACAUCUGAAACCUUACUAGAAUUCAGGUGCCUACUAAAUGCUGAGACUCAGGCCACAGCCUUUCUAUAAACAUCACUGAAAGAGACCCCAUCUCCUCCCAGAUUGUAUCUUUUUCACUAAGACAUGGCGUCACUACCAGGCUUACCUCCAGCCUGUGCACCUUAUAGGGCAGCAUAAGGAAUUCCUGCAGUCUACAGCAUACCUAAGUCGUAAGGGCACCAAGGGUUUUCAGAUGGAAGAGACUUGCUCUAGGGCACCCAUGAGAUAAGCUGGUGUCAAACCAGAUUUGGCAACUCCUGGCUGUAGGCCUGGGAUCUGUCUUCGAGACCUCUGCCCUUAUUAGAGGGUGAACUUCAACUUGAGGAAAGUAAGAGGAAAUGAGUAACGUGAGCAUGGUGGUAUACACGUGCAAUCCCAGCAUUCAAGAGGUAGAAAUAGGAUCAGAAGGUCGAGGUCAUCCUUGGCUACGUAGGGAGUUUGAGGCCAGCCUGGGAUACAUGAAGACCUUGCUUCAAAGCAGGAGGAGGAGGAAGAGGAAGAGGAGAAGGCAGAAAAGGAAGAAGAGAAAGAG
Molecule: messenger RNA, 3261 nt
Organism: Peromyscus eremicus (cactus mouse)
Lineage: Eukaryota; Metazoa; Chordata; Mammalia; Rodentia; Cricetidae
Gene: Pigr
Product: polymeric immunoglobulin receptor
Exons: 10
Coding region: 1-2307 (768 amino acids)
Cellular component (GO): plasma membrane
Molecular function (GO): transmembrane signaling receptor activity
Source: RefSeq, a predicted model, not a curated record